AUGGCGCGUCUGAAUACGGCACCGACGGCGAGUGCCCCUCGUGUCUCACCGUCGCCCGACUCCUCGCACGCAGCAUCAGACGCUGAGGCAGCCCGCCAACUCAUCACAGAAGCGCACUUCGCCGAUACACAUCCGCCCUCUCCCGCCCUACUCCUUGGCGCGAAUCUGCUUAAUGCAGCGCGCGCCCACGCGAGUCAAAACCAAGGCAGCUCGAUGCGCGGCACGAUGCGCAAGAAUGGUGCAGGCAAGCUCAAGCGAGUAAGCGUCGUGCCCGAGGGUCCCAAGCAGAAUCUCGCCAGGCGGGGCGAUUUGUACGAGAUCGAGCUGAGCCCGGAGAAGGGCCACUACGCGCUCCCAGAGAAGGUGAACCAAAAGCCAUUGAAGAUCCGCAGGAAGAAGCCGGUAGCCGAGGAGCGUAGUGUUGCCCCGGGACUGUCGUCUGAUCUUCCUACACACCAUGUGCAAAGGUCGCACUUGGGGCAAGGCGAUGUGGCGGAACAUGUUCCCUCGACUGACCCAGGCAUACGUUCAUCUCCGCCUCAGAUUGCGCCGGCGCAGAGUGACAUCAUCGACGUUACUGGGACUGGAAACGAGACAUCUCCAGUCGAAGCAGAAGCACGCCCCACCGCACCUGAACAUGUACAAAUCGAAGAGACCCUUGACAACGGGAAGCCCAGGUGUACCGUUGUCUACUACAAGUACGACAAGAAGGCGGGCCCACACCACCAGCAAUGUCGGCGCCCAGCUACAGAUCGUACGGAUGAUGGCCCUACAUGCAGUAUUCACAUCAGCAGGAUCCCUGCUGUACAGUGUGGGGAGAUGGUAGUUUCCGAGGGUGUUAGUUCACAGUGCUACAGAACAGCUACUUCGCACAAUGCUAAUGGUGCGCGAUGUGCGGUGCAUGAGAACCAACAGGCAACGCCACGUGGGAAACGAAAAACAGCCUCACAUCAUGUCGACGAUGAGCCUGCGUCGUCAGCGAGGGAUGAUGCUCAUCCGCCAAACUCGCAAGAGCGGCGCCGCACUCGCACCUCGGCUCCCGUGCAGCCUCUAGCUAAGACGUUGACGAAACGGCGAAAGACUGCUGGCGAUACCCCUGCUAACAACACUCCUGUUGACGAUACUCCUGUUGACGAUACUCCUGUUGAGCCCAUCCAGCAGCUCCCCGCAAGGACGCGCAAGAGCGUAGACCGACCAAAAAACGUGCAAGAGUUGGUAGAAGCACCUGCUGAAUCAUCUGAAGAUGAGCAAUCAGAGUAUGAGCCGGAUGCUGACGAAGGCGCGCAUUCUACCGCUCAGGAUGAGGAGGCCCGGCCCACGGCUGACUUUCCUGAGGGCCUUGAUACCGUCUUUAAAUUUCUUGACCUCAAAGAGCGCCCGGAAACAUGCCAGACCAAGACUGGCACUGCAAUCAAACGUCUAUGCAAUACGUCUUGUGUGCACUUUGGUGAUAAGACAAUCUCCAUGGACACUGUCGUUGAAGAUGCAACUGAUAUACAAGUGACGCUUAAGCUCGUCACUUCCAAGAUUCGGAAGAAGCAUCAGCUUGCGUUCAAGAGUGAUGCAUAUGGCCACCUCUUUCGCUCGCUUACCCUAUAUCUUCGAGCGUUGUAUGUCUGGUUACUCGACACUCACGGUGCUGUGACAGAGUCUCUGGAAGCCAUGCGCGUAGUGGCGCCAUUCAUGUGUGAAAUGCUAGCUUUCAAGGACACAAUUGCCCAGUGGAAUGUCGCGGUACCGCAGCAGCGCAAAGGAGACCGAAUCAUCAAAGAUGUCGAUAGCCUACUGAUCGCCCCUCUGCGACAAGUGAGCAAGUCGUUCAACGUUCGCCUGAGUAAACUUGAGGAGGUGCUGCAACGUCACAAGGAGCAAGCUGCACUGGAGCGCAAAAUGAAAGAAGCCUGGGACACAGAGAAUGCAAGGAUUGAAGCUGCCAAGGCAAUAGAAGCACGAAAGAAGCGUUGGCAAAACCUUCAUAUCGUGCGCAUGCAAUGCGAGCCUGAUGUGUACAAGAGACGCAAUCUCUUCCACACCAGCUUUGAAGACGUGGUAGAAAGGGACGCGAAUGGCGUCGUGUUCGAACGCCUGCCGGUCUUCAGGCCCCGCUCGACUCCGCCACACAGUCAAAUGUCCGAGUCCGCUGACGAGGUUGAAUGGAGUGAAGCGGAAGAGACUGCUCUCCUCGAAGGCUUGCAGGAAUUUGCCGGUAAGCCAGGGAACUUCCGCGUUACGAUGUCACAGUCGGUUGCUAACAGGCAGUUUAGGCCCAAAUGUCUUUGA
Molecule: messenger RNA, 2280 nt
Organism: Exserohilum turcica Et28A
Lineage: Eukaryota; Fungi; Ascomycota; Dothideomycetes; Pleosporales; Pleosporaceae
Exons: 2
Coding region: 1-2280 (759 amino acids)
Source: RefSeq, a predicted model, not a curated record